Messenger RNA from Penicillium paradoxum, 978 nucleotides. Its product is annotated as DSC3 family protein. The record is from RefSeq and is a predicted model, not a curated record. Gene Ontology annotation, cellular component: Dsc E3 ubiquitin ligase complex; endoplasmic reticulum. Bases 1 to 978 code for a protein of 325 amino acids. Gene Ontology annotation, biological process: protein processing. The transcript has a single exon. NCBI's taxonomy places the organism in Eukaryota, Fungi, Ascomycota, Eurotiomycetes, Eurotiales, Aspergillaceae.
AUGGCUUCACCCUUCCUUUCUCCAUAUGCAGCAGGCGAAUUAGCCACCGAACUCCUCCUCAUCACCGUGCGCUUCUCCGCCUCCAUCCCGGACCUCCAACUAGACGUCCCAGAGCCCGAGAUCACAACAGGCGCAGGCCUGAAGCAGCUAAUCCGAGCCGAACUCCCCAAACCCCUGUCAUCCCACCGACUACGUCUCAUCUACGCCGGCCGCGGCCUCGAAGACACAACCGCAUUAGCAGUCUCACUCAAGCUCCCGCCCUCACCAACCCGCAGCCCACGCCCACCAGCAGACCAUCCAGACGACCCCGACUCCCCAGAUGAUGGCAAGGGAAAGCAGGCGGUGCGCGACACCCGCCCACGUCUAUACAUCCACUGUUCGAUCGGCGACAUCGCACUCUCAGAAGCAGAUCUAGCCAGCGAAGCAAGCGUGGCAUCAACCGUCCUCCUCCAAAAACGAAAGCAGAGCAAUUUAAGUAAAUCACCACUUGCUACGGAUGUCACGCCCUUACUCCCUGCUUCGGCGCAACCGCACCUACCCCAGCCCGAGUCAACCACCACACCCGCACCCCGCGGCUUCGACCGUCUUCUUGCGGCGGGGUUUACGGCGGCUGAGGUCACUGCUCUGAGAUCACAGUUCCUGGCUGUGCAGUCUGUUUCACGCACGCCGGAUACUAUGCCUACGGGUGAUCAGCUGCGGGAUCUUGAGGAUCGCUGGAUGGAUGAGGGGUCGACGGCGGCGCAGGUGCAGGGUCUUGGCGGGGAGGGUGGGGGUGGGGAUGAGGAUGGGAUUGGGACUGGGUCGCGUGGGGCGAUGGAUGAUAUGCUUUGGGGGGCUGUUAUGGGGUUCUUUUGGCCUGUUGGUUGUGCUAUGUGGUUGAGGAGGGAGGAGGGGGUUUGGAGUUGGAGGAAGGGGGUUGCUGUUUGUGUGGGCGUGAUUGUCAAUGCUGGCUUUGGGGCCAUGAGGAUUAUGAAUUGA